AGUUAGUUUGUAUGUGACUAAUGCUCACUCCUGGUUCAACAUGUCUCGUAAUGACUGUCCACUAACUUGGGCUGGGCUCUAAUAAUGGAACCUGGACGUGUGUGUGUGUGUGUGUGUGUGUGUGUGUGUGUGUGUGUGUGUGAUGGGUGCUCCAUUAGACAGGAGUGCUUAGACAUGUGUUGGGCUGAGGAGACCUAACAGUUAAAGAUCAGCUGCAGCAGCGGUAUGGGCCACGCCUCCCACACUCGGCACCUGGUUCUCCAACAGUCAGUCCGUCAGUUGCGCUGUUGCAGAGCGGAUUUUCAGACAGGACCGGGCGGAAGAAAACCGGCAGAGGAGGAGAAAAAAAAAAAAAAAAAAAAAAAAAAAAGCGAAUGGGGGAGAGGAAGAGGAGAAUGUGACAAGUGCUGGAUGCGGACAGAGUGUGUGCGGCUGGCUACACUGCCUUUGGGGAGGCCUCGGCUGGUGCACCUGUCCCUCUCCGUCUCCGCGUCCAGGCGCAGUUUGACUGAGAGCGACGCUCCUUUAUUUAUCAGGCAGGGCGCACAGCGGCGGAGGCGCACACACACAUACACACACACACUCACGUUACUGUACACACACACACAUACACAUACACAGGGCAGCCAGGCAACAUGACUUCAUCCUACAAUCUGGAUUUUCUGCCCGAUAUGAUGGUGGAGAGCCGCCUGCUUGUACCCGGAGACAGAAUCAACGGCACCCCCGGGAAGAUGAACGGGGCGUUGGAGCACUCAGACCAGCCCGACCCGGAUGCCAUCAAGAUGUUUGUGGGCCAGAUCCCACGCUCCUGGUCAGAGAAGGAGCUGAAGGAGCUGUUUGAGCCGUACGGAGCCGUUUACCAGAUCAACAUCCUCCGAGAUCGCAGCCAGAACCCUCCACAGAGCAAAGGCUGCUGUUUUGUCACGUUUUACACAAGGAAAGCUGCCCUUGAAGCCCAGAAUGCACUGCAUAACAUAAAGACCUUAACAGGGAUGCACCACCCUAUUCAAAUGAAACCUGCAGAUAGCGAGAAAUCUAAUGCGGUGGAAGACAGGAAGUUGUUCAUCGGCAUGGUGUCAAAGAAGUGCAACGAGAACGACAUCCGAGUUAUGUUCUCUGCGUUCGGACAGAUCGAGGAGUGCCGGAUCCUCCGAGGUCCUGAUGGACUCAGCAGAGGAUGUGCAUUUGUCACGUUUUCCACCAGAGCUAUGGCACAGAAUGCAAUCAAAGCCAUGCACCAGUCUCAGACUAUGGAGGGCUGCUCGUCUCCAAUCGUGGUGAAGUUUGCCGACACGCAGAAGGACAAGGAGCAGCGGCGUCUGCAGCAGCAGCUGGCACAGCAGAUGCAGCAGCUCAACAGUGCGACCACCUGGGGGAGCCUGACAGGCCUAGGGGGCCUCACCCCACAGUAUCUGGCUUUGCUUCAGCAGGCAACCUCCUCCGGUAACCUAGGAGCCUUCAGCGGGAUCCAGCAGAUGGCCGGUAUGAGUGCUCUGCAGUUGCAGAACCUGGCCACUUUAGCGGCAGCAGCAGCGGCGGCCCAAAACUCAGCCAGCCCCUCCACCGCAAACCCCCUGUCCUCCAACGCCGCCUCCCUGGGAGCGUUGGCCAGCCCAGCAGCAGGCACCACAGCCAGCUCCAACGCCGGCGCCAUGAACUCUCUGACCUCUCUGGGCACCCUGCAGGGCCUGGCAGGUGCGACUGUGGGCCUGAACAACAUUAAUGCACUAGCAGUUGCUCAAAUGCUCUCAGGUAUGGCGGCUCUAAACGGAGGCCUGGGCGGCGCAGGGCUUACCAACGGCACGGCAGGCACCAUGGACGCGCUGACGCAGGCUUACUCAGGGAUACAGCAGUACGCCGCCGCAGCGCUGCCCACCCUCUACAGCCAGUCCCUGCUGCAGCAGCAAGGGGCCGCCGGCAGCCAGAAAGAGGGUCCCGAAGGUGCCAACUUGUUCAUCUACCACCUGCCCCAGGAGUUCGGAGACCAGGACAUAUUGCAGAUGUUCAUGCCUUUCGGAAACGUGGUCUCUGCCAAAGUCUUCAUCGACAAACAGACAAACCUUAGCAAGUGCUUCGGCUUCGUCAGCUACGACAAUCCAGUGUCGGCACAGGCAGCCAUCCAGGCCAUGAACGGCUUCCAGAUCGGCAUGAAGCGGCUGAAAGUGCAGCUGAAGCGCUCCAAGAACGACAGCAAACCGUACUGAUCUUAGCACUAGGGUCUAUCUGCUCCCCAUGUUAGCACUGCUAGGGUAAGUCCCCCCCCCAAAAAAAGAACAAAAAAACAGCAAACCGAGCCACGACCUCUCUACACAGGGACUACAAGGGUGGGGUGGGGGUGGGGGGGUGAAGGGAGGGAAGGGAGGGAUGUGGGAGGGAGGGGGAGACGACCUACAACCACCCUGAGGGAGACACACACGCCUUGUUUUUUUUUUUCUUGUUUUUCUUGCUUUUUUGAAAAUUUUUGUGUUAGCUUUCAAGUAUUAUUAUUUAUUACAGUUUAUUUUUGACACACAUGAACACUUCCAUUACCGCCAUUACUUUGUGCAAUGUUUUUUUUAACAAUGGAAGGAAGUAGCUAUCUUUGGUAGCUUGUGUUUUUUUAAAGUUUGUUUCAAAGUUAUUUAAUUUUUUUCUUUAUGAAUGAGUAUUUAUACAUUUUUGCGGACUAGUUACAGUCAGAACCGAGGUAAAGACAAAGGAGCCAUGAUGAUUUUUUUUAAUUCUUUUUUCCUCUCUCUCUCUUAUUGUGAACCUGAGGCCUGGCCUGGUUCUAUUUUUUUUUUUAAUUCUUUUUUGACGCGUACACCGAUAUGCACAUUUGACCUUUGACCUCCACGGUGUUGGUUGCAGGCCGCCGCUGCUUCUCUGAAAACCCCUCUAUGCCUGCUGGCAACCCGGGAGCAAAGGCUGCAAAACAUAGUGGCCUCUAUACAGAACAGUACAGUCAGUGGCAACGUCAGUUACACUCCACCAUCACAAGAAGAAGAAAAAAAACACACACUCCAGCUAUGUCUUAUAAUUUACAUGAAAGUAUGAGAACUUUUUUUUUUUUUUUUUUUUAAUUUCUCAGAUGAUGAAAAAAUUAGUAACUAUUUUCUGGGUCAGAUCACAUUGGUCUUUGUUGAAAGGGAUAUUACAGCAUGUAGGACAUUUUCAAAAUAACAUCCAUAAUUUGAUGAAGGCUAUAACAAUAAUAAUAUUAAUAGAAGAGUUUAUGGGUUAAGGGGGUAACUGAAAAUACUUGAUGUUUGUUGAAAGAUUAAAAAAAAAAAUAAUUCAAAGUACAGAAAGCCACAGGCCUGUAAAUUUUAUUUGUAAAAAAAGCAGUUCUAUUUUUAUACAACAUUUUUACUGCCUCAGAUGAAAAAAAAAAAACGGAUUUUAUUUAUUGCCUAUCGUUAAGUUAUUGGACUCCUAUAAAAUAUACAGCAUCAUUCAAGUAGACCCUUGUGGAGAAGUCUCGUGGAGUUGGGUUCUCCGGUGUUUUUCAUGUUUUUUCAGUGCAGAAACCAUCAACAAACACUCCGCUGUCAUUUGAGAACGCACCCCCCAUCCCCAUCCCCACCCACCCACACACACACACACACACACACACACACAUACACUCCUCCUUCUGUCAUUGAUUCAUUCAUUCACUUCUCUGUGCUGUUCAUCCAUUCACUCAUUUCUCUCUCUUUUUACCACUCUCUCCCUCUCUCCAUCCAUAGUGGGACUACUUCUUCACUUGUUGGAUUUCUACACCCCCCUCCCCCCUUGCGUUUUAAUCUCUUUUUUUUUCCCUAUUUUUGUUUUUGAGUGUUUUUUGUUUGUUCGUAGCCCCCUUUACCCCCACCCAAAGAUGUAAAAGAUUUUUAUAAAUGAAAAUUGUAAAAUGACCCCCUUCACCCAAUAGAAAAAAAAGAGUACAUGUCCCAAAUGACAACAUCCAUCUGGGAUCUGAUGGAUAAAGCUUUGGGUGCUGUCUGUUUUUUGUGUAUCUGUGAGCGACUGAGUGAGUGUGUGUUAAUGCUUGUACGUAUAAUAUAGACCUACAACAUUAAUAUCAUUAUCUAUUUAAAAAAAAACAACAAAAUUUAUGCUUAAAAAUUGCCAAUGAAAUCAGUGAGUGGUGUUGCUAUUCUGACAGUUUGCAUUGUUUGUUUGUUGUUGUUGUUGUUGUUUGUUGUUGUUGUUUCUCCUGAUUUUUAAAAUGCUGUAGUGGUGUGGUGCUCUGGCUCUCUGUGUGUAACUCUCUCCUCUCCCCUGUUUUUUCUUUCCCCCUUUUAGAACAACCCAUCUCCAUGCCUGUUAGCUCAUCGUUUGCCUAGCAUGUCUCCGUGGCGUCCAAAAAAAAAAAAAAAAAAAAAAACACAAACAAAAAAAAAACUUUCAAAUAAAACAAAAACAAAAUUCCCCACCCAAAAAAAGUGUCAUCGUCCUCCCCAUCAUUGUUUUUAUGAUGUCUUUUCCGAGCUCACCUGAUCAUAACCUGGUUCUCCUCCUCCUCCGCCACCGCCUACUGACCUUUUGAACUUUGAACUUUUAGCUUUUCUGGACUUUGAUUUUUAUUAUUAUCAUUUUUUUUUCUUUUUUUUUUCUUUUUUGGUUGGAUUUUUUUGCAUGUGACCUCAUUUGGAUCUGGAAGGGUUUCAGGAAGGGAGGGAGGGAGGGAGGGAGGGGUGGGUGAGAAAAUGAAUCAAUGUGAAAAAGAUAUAAAGCUGCAUUCAUAUGAAAAAAAAACUUCAAAAAAAAAAAAGACUGAGAAUUUUUAUGGAAAAACACAUCUUCUUUUGGAGAAAAAAACAACAACCUGUGGCAAAGUGAUUUCCAUUCAGUAUGUUUUCUUGCAUUUUUUUUGUUUCUUCUUCUUCCUCUUCAGUUUUUUCCUUGUUUUCUUCUUCAUUUAAAGUAAACUUGAAAGUUCACUACAGGAAUUGGCGCAUCGUUUUGCUUCUGGCGCCGAUGAAAAACAGUGCAUGGGCCAGAAGCAGUCUGCGCCAGUUUCUCUGAGAAAUAAGACUACUUCCAAACAGUUUUGAAUAAAAACUGUCUGAUCAAUAUUAGACUCUCUCAGAGCUCUCUUAAUGGUUUUUACAUUUUUCAGGCAGUGUAAAGUUUUUUGAUAAGGCCAUUUUAAGUGGCUCUGUUUCUCAUUCAAAGUCUAUAUAUAGAACCACUUUUUUCUAGAGUAGUUAAAGGUAAAAAUAAAAAAAGACAUUUGCCCUGUUUGGGGGGGGAGAAAUGCUACCUACUUGUGUCACCUUUUGCUGAACUGACUCACAGAUAGACAAUCCGUGGUUUAAAUGCACAUGAUGAAAUGACCUAUAUUUUCUACUGUUUAAAUGUAUAGAGGAAAAAAAUACUAAGAUACCUGUAACCCGCGUUAACGUCGGUGCUUCUCGUGAGUUUAGUUGUGGUUUCAUCACAAGUCUAACGGUCUUAAAUGUCUCAUGUUUUUCAAGAGAAGACUAAAAAAUCAGUUUACUUGAACAAUAGACAAAGCCUUUCAUAUUACUAUAAUAGUUACUUUUGUUUUUUGUUUUGUUUUGUUUUUUUCUUCUUUUUUAAGGAGUCCCUAUUUGCUAAAUUUCUUGUCAGUUAAUUAGCUAUAUAAAAUUCCUAAAAAUAUAUAUAAAUAUAAAUAUAUCUAUAUAUAUAUAUAUAUUAUAAUGUCAGCUUGUGAAGCAUCAAUGUCAUUAUUAUUUUAUUUCUCUUGUGGGAAACAAUAUUUAGAUGUGUUUUGUUGUUCAGCAAAAUGUCUUAUAAAGAAAAAAAGACAAGAUCAGUGGAGUUUAGUGCCAAAUUCUGAAGGUACUUCCUGCCUAGCGCGUCAGUGUAUUUCUUGUGAAAUUAUUUGAUAACAUGGGUAUUUUAUUAUAAGUGUUUUGUAUGGAUCCCUCAUAUUUAAAAUAUAGAUUUAAAAAAGAGUUUGUUAACUUGCUAUUCUGUGGUCUUGUUGCCUGAAAAUGUCAUGUUUGCUUUUUUCUUUGUAAAGAUGUAAAAAAAAAGUGCCCAUGUGUCAUAUAUAUAUCUAUAUACACACACACGGUCACACACACAUACACACUCUCGUGCAGACCUCACAGUUUACUUUGUUGUUGUGCAUGAGAGCCCCUGAGUGUGAAAGCCUCUACAGCGACUGCUACCACCCGCCAGCGUGCACGCACACACUCUUAAAAAACACACGCACACAAUUUAAAAAAAAAAAAAAAAAAAAAAAAUCCUGCACUGAUGUUUUUAGCCAUUGUACAGCCGUUUUAUUCAUCAAAGCCUUACCACAAAUCUUUGCACUCCUGUUCUCUCUCUAUUAGUAUCUCGCACGUACAGACACAAAAACAAGACACACACAUCAGGCUUCGGUAUGUAUUGUUUUGAUUGUUUUCUCGCCGGCACGGUAUCCCACUCCUCAGUUGAAAAUUGAGGUGAGAGUCAUACGCAAAGCCUUAUUUCUCACAAAUCCUCUUAUCCCUUUUGUGGGGUUCAAAACAUUUCACAAGUUGUAGCCGGUGCUGUUUGUCUCAAACGGCGAGGAUCAUUACUUUGUGUAUCAGCUCAGAUGCUUGCUUUCAUGAUGUAAGCACAGGGCAAGACUCGCUCGUUCACAAACAAGCCUCGAUCUUUUGAGGAAAAAGCACACGUUGCCAUCGGACAGUCAAAAAAAAAAAUAUAUAUAUAUAUACACACACACACAUAUAUAUAUAUAUAUAUAUAUGUAGAGGUGGGACGGUCUGGAGCAAGUUUUUACCUGUUUGAUUUGAUACUUUUUUAAGACUUCUCCAUAAUCACAAAGUCUUGUGGUGUAAUGGGCCAAAAUCAUGUUUAGAUGCCAAAGUGUGUUAAUGACAUUCUCAUGGUCAAGCCGUUUACAUGGCACGAUGUUGUCAGUCUAUUCAACUGUCCCCCUUACCCCUCCCUGAAAGCCUAGUUUACGGUCUGCAAAAUAAAGGCAGCAUUAUUUUCUACAGAAGCUCACCAGUCGCCUUAACCAGGGAGCGUUGUACCAGUAUUAUAAAAGAACAAGGUGUUGUCAGUCCUGUUUGAUAGCUGGACAGUGAUGUGUGCCAAGUCUAGGGUCACUUUUGUGUACGGUUAACCUCCUACUUGUGAAAGUCUGGGUUUCCCUCUUCCACCAUUUUGGCAGAUCGACCCAAGCAGAGAGGCUGAAAUGGCCGUUUAGUCCUCGCAGCAGCUGUGGAAGGAAGGAAGGAAGGAAGGAUGGAAGGAAAGUAGGAAGGAAGGAGGAGAGAAAACGAGGCUCCUGUUUGAAGGAUGCCGCUCUCUGUCUGGCCGUUGUCUCCCAGGCUAAGCGGGGUUAUUAGAAACAGGGCUAUGUGGAGAGAUGUCUUAUUGGAAUAGCGACAGGGGAAAUAAAAGCGCUGUUGGUUGGAAAGGAAGGGUCACGUCUGCAGGUCCGCACAGGCAAAACAAGCCACAGCCGAGAUGAAGGCAAUACAGCUUUCAUUAUCCUCUCAAAGACCAAACCCAACACGAAACUUUAUCUGGCCUCAUGGAGGAGGAGAAAGACUUUUCCUAAAUGCAGUACAUGAGCAGUGCCACAAACAGCCAUAACUACCUGUAUGAUAGCUGGACAGGAGGAGUCCCAGUGCAGUCAGUGUUAAUGGACCAUUUUUCUGACCAGCGUGUGCAGGUUUCACGUCGUAAAAACCGCUGCAAUUAAAGUCAAAGUGGAAACUUUGCAUCCUGCGAUUGCACACUUUACUUCCUCACCUCACUCUUGCACAAUUCACCGCUCAUUUUAUUCAUAAGUGUGGAGGCUACGGAUUAUGCGCUGCUCGAGUCGUGCUGCGGCGCUCUAUUUUAUACGGCUGUCUGCGUUGUUUAGAGCAUUUUACCUGUCCCAAAAACUAUGUUGUAAAUUGCCAAAUCUCACCGAGUUGCACAGUGUAGUGUGAAGCAUUUGUUUUUUUGUUUCAAUGUCAAAGCACAAGAGGGUCGCGGAGUUUCUGUCGAGCGGCUCACCUCAGGGGCUUUCAUCGCAGAUGCUUGUUGUAAUCUUUCUAUCUUGUCACUGUUCACUUCUCUGUUCUCCUUCUUUCUUAAUUAUCUUAAGUGCUAUUUAUCAAACAAAGAAAACUGAAAGGAAAAAAAAAUGAACUUGUCGUUUCUUUGCAUUAUGGCUUAUGUCAAGUUUUUUGAGGAAAAAUGUUUUGUGUGUUCUCUUUCCGUGCCGUAAAAAGAGCUUGUUGUCUGUAGAAAUUAUCAAAUUUCUUUUCUUUCCUUUUUCUGUUUAUGUUUUUUUGACUCUCAAAAAGGUUUUCAGUAGUUAUUGUCUUGAGAGAAGCCAAAGUCAAUGCAUUUCAGUGGAUCCUGUAAGCGUGAUGUAUGUUUGUUUGACAACACUUCGAAAUCUGUCACUGGAUGGGAUUUAAAAAGUACAAAAAAUGCAGGCUUUCCUAUUUCUACAACUGAUUGUACUUAUGCAUUUUGUACCAGUGGAAUUUUUUAUACUGGAGAUUAAAGGAUACAACAAAAAAAUCUUAGAAAAAAAGCUGUCUGGCCUGGUGGUGUGGCCUGACCCUGACUGGUCCCCGAGUAUGAUUUCUAGCUGGCCUCCAGAAAGUUGGCUUUUGAUAUAAGAUUUUCUAGAAGAUCUUUGGCUUUAUUUCUUUCACUUCUUUUUCCUCACUUGAGUGUUCUUCUUUCUUUCUACCUUUCUUUCUGACUUUUCUUUAUUUUCCGAAAAACAGAGGGUAGGUGAGUGUCAAAUCUCUCAUUUUGCUUUAUAAAUAGUUCUAGCGAGUUUGUCUAUACAACAGCGGUAAGUUUCAUUUGACUUCUGUAUUGUGCCGUCUACACGAUAAGACAAUUAUAGAAAAAGAAGGAAUAGAAAUAUUUAGUCACCUUCAGUGGAUUAAUGUAUUAGUUUAAUAAAGAGAUCAACUAAUUAGAAUUUUUUUGAUUUUAGCUGUUUAGAUUUUUCCAGUUUCUCUGUCCUUCUCUGUGAACUAACUGUGUAGCUGAAGCAGUCAGAAUUAUUUUUGUAAACGUAUGUUCUUGUGUGAUGCAGUUUUUUGCUUCUGUCUCCUAUAUUAAACCAUUUUUCCUAA
Sphaeramia orbicularis (orbiculate cardinalfish) is the source of this 9047-nucleotide messenger RNA. It is a transcript of the gene celf2, whose product is annotated as cugbp, Elav-like family member 2. NCBI's taxonomy places the organism in Eukaryota, Metazoa, Chordata, Actinopteri, Kurtiformes, Apogonidae. Gene Ontology annotation, molecular function: RNA binding. The transcript is spliced from 13 exons. The record is from RefSeq and is a predicted model, not a curated record. Bases 636 to 2204 code for a protein of 522 amino acids.